UGCUGCCAAGUAAGAGCAUACGUCCACUUCAAAGAAAAGAAAGAAGGAAAAGAUCUCUCUUGUCUUUGGAUGUGUAUAACUUUGCAUGAUGAAGUUGCAAGCCUCACCGCCAAGCGAAGUCAGUGAAGCGAACAAUUCAGCCCAAGCACAUUAUACAUCAGCUGAGAUGAAUCAACAACAGUCAAAUCGAAAAUAUGACGAGCAGCUUUCUAAUCGUGAAUCAACGGCGUACAAACAGCAGAAUCUUGGAAGUUCUUCGACGGGGCCAGUUGCUUCAUCAUCAUCCUUGGCACAAUCACAUUCAUAUACACCUCUCAUUCAACAAUCCGAAAAAGACGAUGAUCAUCCGUUUACGCCACCUUCUCCAUAUAAUCGAUCAGCCGACAAACAAACAUUUUCACCUUCUCUUCAUCAUCAAGGUCAAUAUAUGCGUCAAAUUAGCGGACCAAAUGAUGAGCGGAGAAUGUAUGCAAAUGACUCCUCUUUUCUGAAAAAAUAUUCGGAGCCGCCAAAAGACCAUAAAAAUGCAAAUUUUGCCGAUCAAUACGAAAGUGGAAGGCUGAAUAAGUCGAGUGAGUUCAUUCAUAGGGAAAAAGAUUCAAAAACAGCGACAGUACAGUCGCAGGAUGAAGGCAGACCCCAAGACGGAAAUAUGAGCGGUGACCGCGAUGAAGCGGAUCCACACAAACAAAUACGGCGACAGAAAUAUCAAUUUAGCUAUAGCAAAAGCGAUAAUUUACCAGAAGACAUGGCAGUUGAUCAGUUUACAGAACGGCCGGAGAGUAAGAGAUCGCAUAUUGAAACGAAAUUAUACAAGAGCAAAAGCCGGGAUGAUCAUAAUAGCAGGUAUAACGAAACGGUGAAUAAUGACGUUGGUAGUGGAAAUGAGACUGUGCGCAAUAUAAACGAUCGUGCGACGGAUUCAUUUCGAUUUCACUCACCGCCUCAUCAGUUUUACAGUCAGUAUGAACGCCAAGGCCAGCAAGACUUCAAGCUUCUUCAUAGGGAAAAUCGUUCGGAACUGUCACAAUUUAAAGUCCAUCAUUCACCCGCUUCCAACUUUGCAAGACGUCAAAUUCCUCCUUUUGACUAUCAAGUAGGAAGGAAUUUAGGAUCAUCAAAGUUUGGUGAUAUGGCUACAAAGGAGGAUCAAAAUGAUGAAGAGGAUUCAACGUCAUCGUCUGUACAACAGCAAAACAAUACAAAAAUUCAGCGGAAUUCUUUCGGUUCUUCAAGUAGCUUAAGCGAGUUUCGAAGUGAUCAAUUGACGCGCAACAAUGAGAGCGAAGUCAACAAAUCAAGGCCGAUCAACGUGCCAAAAUUGUCUUCAUCAGCAGAUCAGACUAGUCAACAACAACAUUCAGGCCGAACUGCUUCGUUCAUGUCAUCACUCAUGCGUGCAGCAAGAAGCCCUGAUCCACAAACGCCCACUAUUGUCAAUAGCCCGAUGAGCAUACAUUCAAUCAUUGGAGGUCGUUCUUCUAGCCCGGUCAAUAGUAAUAACGAACGAAGGACAAGGAAACGAAGGACUUCAUCUGUUCAAGAGCCCUUGCAAGGAUCAGCAUUAGAGUCUGCCUUUAGAGCGCGAAGUUCUCCUCGUUUGUCAGAUUUUCCACAAAGAAGCUCUAUGCCAAUUUCAAGAUCGAUGCAUUCCGAUACGGAGUCAUAUAGCCAAAAUAGAGCGGACCCUUCUCGACCAUCUUUUCAACCUUUUGAGACGCUCAGAAAUGACACUUUUGGCGAUCGAAGGGGUGUACGACAAAGUAUGCCCGGUGUGACAUUCAAUCCUAGCUCUGGUGCUGUUCAGAGAAAUGCGGAUGAAGCACAACGGUACAGCCAAUCAGACCACCGCACACAUCCAAUUGAUACGACCUUUCGCUACCUUGGUGCCGGUCGAUCUUCCGCUUCACCUAUGUCGGCAUAUAACUUGAGCGGGUCGCAAAGUGAGGGUGAGCGAAUAAUCACGGAUCAAGGUGGCAAUAUUUCUUACAUUUCGAGAUCUUACGCUCCAGUACCUUCUUUCGAUCAGCAGAAUUAUCAUCGAAGCAUAGAUCAUCAUCGAUCCCUUACUGAUUCUUCCCAUGGAAGUCGUUCAGCAGAGCCUAUUGCAUCAUAUUCCGCACGAUCGCCAGUAGAAAAGAGACAAUCGAGUGAAGGAAGCAGUUUACAGUAUCCGAGAAAGACUAACGAAAAUGCACAGGCUGUCGAUCCUAUGCAAUGGAGUACGGAAAUGAAAUCAAGAGCCAUAAAUGAGCAAAAGCGAUGGUCUUUCACUGCUAUGCCCGAUAAAAGAAGACAAGUAAAACAAAGCGUAUGGGACGCUCGCAUACAUCUUCGAACAGCCUCUUCCUAUUGGCCUCCUAUGGCAAGUAAUGUGACCACGAUUCGAUGCAUGUAUGCCAAUAUCGCACAAAAGAGUUAUGGCAGUGAAAAGCGUUUUCUUUGUCCACCUCCUUCGGUGAAGAUAAAUGGCCCUCUUCGUCCUUGCAAAUGGAUAAGCAUGCGAGUCAUCUCGGGAGAUUCAGUCACUCCGAGCGUUGGAAUGAUUUCUGCAAGCGCUCAUUCAGGCAGCAGUCAAAGCUCACACGGUAAGGCAGGCUCAGCAAGUUCUGCUGUUAUAGCAACUGGAGGCGGAGAAGAAGCGGCACUUCUUGAUCUGAACGGAGAAGCAAAGUUUGGUAAAUUGCACGUAGGAAGCGUUUCAGAUGCAACAAACAAAGUUUUUCGAUUGCAAGUUAAUCUUCUCAGAGCAGAUUUGCCAGGUGAUGAAGGUAAAGCAGCUUUACGUAAUAUGCAAGAUGGCUCGAGUCCUUUGCAAUUGCCAUUUAAUGCAUGGUCAACGUUUCAUUCGGCUCCAAUCAAUGUGAUCUCAAAACCUGCCAGAAAGUCGGUUCGAACUCGGGCCGCCUCUCCUGCAAUUGCAAGUGGUUCAGUGGUCUGUCUUUACAAUCGAUUGAACUCACAAACAGUUCGAACAAAGUAUCUAGGUGUGGAAACAGGUGCGAUCGAAGAUGUUGCUCAAGUUGAAGUUGCUCGCAGGCUUGUCGCUCGACAAGAUGGCUGGGAAGGAUUUUCAAUCGAAUUAUUGGCACGUCCCGUAAAUGAUCCGGCGAUUGCUAGAGCCAAUUCAAAAGGCUAUCAAACUGACGAUUGGGGAAUAACGUACGGUAGCAUAGUUUGUUUGCGUGAUGUGAACACGAAAUUAUGUUCUGAUCCAAUGUUGAUUUGCAAAGUGGAUAAAGGGAAAGUUGAAUUGUCAGGCAUCUUUGGCAACAAGACAGGACAAUUGGCAAGAUUUCAAAUCACAUCAAAGCAUCGAGAAGAAGCUCGUCAGAUUUUGUUCGGUGGUUCUCGUGGUGAAAUCUCGACCUUGAACGAUACAUCUUCAUCUUCACAGCACUCGACAAGAGAGAAAGCAUCGGGGAUGCCCAGUCUCUCGUCUCUAACCGGCUCAGGCGGUCAAGAUCCUGGCAGUAUGGCAUUUGACGGUCAAUUUGAUAGCUCCAGUCCUGAAAUCAGUACCGUCGCAGGCGGUCCUGUGAUUCAGAUGCAGAAGGUCACAUUGAUGCACAUCACUCCUUUGCCCAGUCGUGAUUCACCUGAUAUCGUGGAGUGCAAUCUAUCUUCAGCUCGAUCUUAUCUUUGUUCUACGGUGAAUGAGAAUGCGGAGAAUGAAGCAAGCCUGGCAGCCAUUGCAAGAUCACAAGCACGUCUACGAUCUCGCUCACAUGCUGUGAGACAAGGUCAAUUAGGUUUGCCUAUGGAAGUGCUAGAACCUCAAGCAAGUCCUACUGUUCCAAAAGGAGACUAUAAGGGCAACAGCCCAACGCGAAGCUUGCAAAGUGGUUCUUCUCCGACAAAUGCUUCCAAUGCAUCAGUCGGUGCUAUGCACGACUACAUCCAUUCUUUGCAAUCUCAACCUGCCCCUGUUGGAUUUGCACGACCACCAGCUCUUGUGAACAGUUCAUCACAAGUCAAUAAUCAAAAUCAGAUUGAUCUGUUGGAAGAUCAAUUCUGUUGGACAAUUGUAACAAUUUCGUGUACGGAAGUGUCUUACAUCGAAGCAAAUGCCGUCUCUCCCGAGAUUGCGGAUGUUAAAGGACGAUUAAACAUCAAGCCCAAAGUACAAUCUGAACCCAGAAGUCCUCACGUACCUCUGGCGCCUUUGCCAAUCACGCCGUACCCAUGCUUUGCUGCUCUUCCAUCGUACGACUCACGCUCUCAUUCGCUGGCAGCAACAAUUCACGACUAUCUCUAUGCAGAUGAUUUGGAUGCAGCAAGAUCGAUUCCCAAUACCGUUUCCGCCGUUCAUGCACUUUCCAAAAAGGCAGCUCAUGAAGUCUGGUUAGGACAUUCGGAACCUUUGCAAACCCAUGCUUCUUCUGCUGGACCGCAUAUGUCGGAUGUUACGAUCAAAUUACCAGGAAUGGAAGAAUUGAUGAGUUUGCAUAUUGAAUUUCAUGCAAACCCACACGAUGAAAGAUUCAUUCAAAAAUUGAAAGCUGAAGGAACAUCUUUGAUCAAAUUACCAAUCGUUUUUGUACGUGUUGCACAAGGUGUUUCAUUCCCUUCUGGUCAUUGGCUUUUGGCCGAGUUUGGGUCAAAUCAACAUAUGGGCAAUCCUGCUCGCAGUCCGUAUGACCCAAUGGCGUGGACUAUUCGUAUCAUUUAAGCAAAGCACACAAUAAUUGCAAGAAUAUAAAACAAGACUUGUAUAUCAAAUCGAUUCCUACAGUAUAAACAGUGCAAAAGUCAAUAAUUCAGCAUCAUCACAUGCGUCCUCUUCGUUAACAACUUUCACCUCAUCUUUUCUGCCCUUGCCUCUUCACCUUCAUACAUAGUAUUUUACUUUAUCAAACCGUCUCGCUAAUUCGCAUUACUCAUGUACGUACGCAUUUGCAACCUCU
Molecule: messenger RNA, 4907 nt
Organism: Meira miltonrushii
Lineage: Eukaryota; Fungi; Basidiomycota; Exobasidiomycetes; Exobasidiales; Brachybasidiaceae
Exons: 1
Coding region: 86-4672 (1528 amino acids)
Biological process (GO): regulation of transcription by RNA polymerase II
Cellular component (GO): nucleus
Molecular function (GO): RNA polymerase II cis-regulatory region sequence-specific DNA binding; DNA-binding transcription activator activity, RNA polymerase II-specific
Source: RefSeq, a predicted model, not a curated record